Molecule: messenger RNA, 3878 nt
Organism: Astrephomene gubernaculifera
Lineage: Eukaryota; Viridiplantae; Chlorophyta; Chlorophyceae; Chlamydomonadales; Astrephomenaceae
Source: the annotation of a GenBank genome assembly
AUUAAAGUAUGCUACAAGGUUAGCCACCAGAAUAAUCUACCACAAAUCAUAUAGUAAUACUGGAAUAGAUUGCAAUUUCCAACUAUCUCCAGCCAGGGUUGUGGGGGACUGGGGGUACCUCUACCCCGUGUAGCAGUUACAACCUUUGGACGUAGCAUCACAACAAGGUUAACCUACUAAUAGCUGUGGCUCAUCCAGGCGAUACCUUUGGCUAUACGCGGACAGUGGCGAGCCCAUACAAAUACUAGAAAGUUUAGCAGCACCGUAUCGGUAAUGCGCCGGGCAAGCAGCAAGCGCUGACACGUCAUAGUUCGCCGCAGCCCUGUGCUGUGGGCUAUGCAUCACCAGCAGCCAAACUAAGCGAAAUUGGGGGCUGAUGUCUUCGGAAACCACGCCGCUGCGGCCACAUCCUUCACCAUCCGAUUCCGCAGCAGCACCCGAAAGCGGCCCCCAAAGCGCGUUAUCGCCCUUGUCGUCAUCGCUAUCCAGGGCAUUUGGAUCUUCCGGUCUCCCUGCGUGGCUUCUGCGACACGAGGAGCAACAGCAACAACAGCAUGAUGGCAGUCCUUCGGCCCAUGAGCAACAUGACGAUGUUGACAGCUUACGACGGCAGACCCCUCCUCCACUUUCGCAACCUUUGCAACACCCAGGCUCCACAACCUCGACAACGCUAACUCCCGAGGCCGCCCACAACCAGCCCCUGCGACCUCCCAGGCCCAGUCCGCUCCCAACUCCCUUCCCGCACCCACAACCGUCAUCAACGCGGCCGCCGUUAUCACCGGCACCAACCUCACUGUCAACACCUCCGUCCCACUCACAGCCCCCGUCCCCAUCUCCAUCGGCUCGCACGCCUCCUCCUCCCAUGCCCCCAUGCAAACCCUGUACCCCCUCCUCAGAGGCCGCUUCCUCUCCCUCCCUACAAAAGCCGCAGCAGCAGCCAGAGCAGCACCAACUCCCCACAACCAGCACAAGUGAACCCCAGGCCCCUUCACUGCAUGCGGGGACGCCCAGCCCAUCCCCAGCUGCGGCAGUGGUGGCGACAACAGCAACGCCGCCCAGGACCGCCCCCUCGCAUCAAGCAUGGGCCAUGGCGUCAUCUCCGGGGCAGCCUGGUGGGAUGCCGCUUCCGGGUUAUGCCGGCGAGGAGGGGGCAACCGGUACUGUUGCUGGCGCCGCCGCCGCAGGAGCAGCAGGUGCGGCCGAUGCAUGUUGCAUCACACCGCCGCCGCCGCCGUUGCGUGGUCGCAGCGGCGUCCCGCGUGUGACGAGCAUCAGUGAGAUUGAGCCGGUGGUUGAGUCUGAGGAGGCCCGCUCCCGCCCGGGGAGUAGCCUGCUGACGCGGGCCUUCAUGGGAAUGGGCGGCGGCAGCAGCGGUGGAGGCUUGGAUCGGCCCCGUGUCUACCGAGUGAGGAGCCAAAACAGCAGCCAUGAUGACGUCACGGUCGUGCUGGAGGGGGCCGAAGACGACGGCACUGCUGCUGCUGCUGGCGGCGGGGGCGGCAGCGGAAGCCUUCGGACCGGUCGCUUCUUCGGUUCCGGCGGCGGCGGUGGCAGCGGGCUCAACCGCAGCAGUAGCAGCAGCUACCAUUCCCCCUUUGGUGGCAGUAGCAGCUUGCCAGCCAAUGGCGGCGGCGGUGGCGGUGCUGGGGUUCUGGGUCCCAGCGUAACGACCCCUGGGUCGCUCUUGAGCAGUCCGUUGCUGGGCGGGUUGUUUGGGGCUAGGACGAGUGGAGGCGGAGGCGGUGGAGGCGGGUCGUCCACGCGCGGGGGUACCUGGUUCACAACGCCUGACAGCAGCGUGCAUGGUGGGGACACGCCAUCGUAUAGGUACCCAGCUACCUCGCCUUCACUGCAGCCGCCCUCUCCGGCGUUUGAGGGCCUUCCCCUGACACGGUCCUCUCGAAUCACCAACGCCUCGGCUGGAUCCAUCCUCACAAAAGCAACCGGCGUCCUGAACACCCCCAUGCGGAAGGCGACCAGUUUCAACAACGUUGGACCCAUGGGUCAGUUCACCACGCGUUCUUCAUGCUCCGGGGCCGCACCGGCUGCUGCUGCUGGUGGUGGCAGUGGUGCACGCCGCAGUGUUAACGGCGGCAGCGGUGGCAGCAGCGGUGGUGGCGGCGGCGGAGCCAGCAGCAGCCUGGGGAGUUGGAUGCGCGGUGCGCUCCCGGGUUUGGUAGUUGGAGGUGGCGGCGGCCGUGACGCCGCGGGUGACGGGGAUGAGGGUGGUCCCAGCGGAACGGCUUCAAGGCGGCCUUCGGAGCCGGACUUGGCGGAUCUGGCGGUCCUUGCCAGCAGCCUGCCUGCUAGUCUUGGCACCUGGAGCCUGCCCCGCAGCAUUGCCCUGGCCUCCAGCCCUCGCAGUGGCAACCAAAGCCUCAGCCGCUGUCUCAGUCGAGCCAACAGCAUUGCUAGUAUCACCGUGAACGGCUCCGGCUCUGCAACCGCUGCCGCUGCUGGUGUUGGAGUUGCCAUGACUCCUAAUGGCGCCGCCGCCGGCAACGGCAACGGUGGAGGAGGACCCAUGGGUCCGUCGGCCUACCCCAUCUGCCUCAUUUGCCUGGACGUGUUGACGCCUGAGGAGUUUGAAGCCGGAGACGCGAUGCAGCUGGCGUGUGCAUGCCGAGGGGAGGUUGCAAUGAGGCACCGCAAAUGUGCCAUUGAGUGGAGCCAUCACAAGGGCGACGUGGUUUGCGACAUCUGCAAGCAGCCCAUAACCAACCUGCCGCCCAUACCCGAGGAGGUGCUCGCAGCACGCGAGGCCGCGCGCCGCCGUCGCCAGCCCGCCUUCAACACCGCCUCCGAACCCAACGUCGCGGACUACACCUUUGACUGCAUCCGAGCCAUCUGGAUCACCAUGAUCGUGUGUGUGCUGUUUUUCGACCUAUCCGUGGAGCAAUCUUUCCUUGCUGGGUUGCUGGUCGGCGCGUUGUUCACACUGUUCAGCAUGUCUGUGGCCGCAUGUGCGCGACGCGCGCGGGCGCGUACGGCGGCUAGGGCGGUGGAACGUGCGGCUGCGGAGUCGAGGGCGCAGGAGCAGCAGCAGCGGCGGCGGCGGCAGCAGGGGCAGGAGCAGCAGGGGUUGGCGGAGCCGUUGCUGGCGGCGGAAGACAGAGUAUAGGGAGGUAUAGGGUAUAGGGAGGUGUAGGGUAGGGAAAGGCUGAGGCCGAGGCGUCGGGAGGAGCCCAGGUAAAGGCGGAUAGUUGUGGGUGGGUAUGUUGCAUGUUGCGGGUGGAGUUGCGCCUGCUUGGCCAGCUCUUUCCUUUUCGGACAAUCCUGAUUAGACCGCUGAUGAGUGGCACAAUGCACGAAGGCUUGCGUUGGGUCCCGUCUGUAGAUACCCGCCUGUAAUAUUGGCGGUAGCAGAUAUGGGGUUACCGGUACGGUCGGGUGCUUGAGUUGUGUUUUGUUGCCUAAUGGAUACAUGCCAUGGAAGUGCCAGGGAAUAGAUCCAAGGCGAUCCUAGAUGCAUGCGGAUCUUGCUCGUACAGUUUAGGUGUUAGUAGCAGUCUGUGUAUCACUCGAUUGCCGUAUUGCGCUUACUGCGGUUACUGGAUUCGUCGUGUUUGCCCUUUGUCAGCGUUGCAGCUUGCAGCCGUACUUUUAGCUAAUGUUUUCUGUUCUUUCCUUCACUUGAUGGCAGGUGUGGGUGUUGGAUGGCGAUUGGAGCCAAAUGAGUGCGAACGGAGUGGAAUUGGCAAAAGACAUGCCGAUGCAGUGAAGCAGUGCCUCAUGUAGAGUGUUGAUUGUUGGGUGAGGGAGGGUGAGGUUGCAUGCACCGUUGAGGGCUUCUGACCCGUGCCCAGUAACGGCCGUAUGCUACUUCCCUGUAUCAUGGAAGCGUUGCAGACCUUGCAGUGCACUGGGCAAAUGUUCGG